CAUUGCUCUAUUUGUAUGUAGCAAAGAAUGGCCACUGAAUUUGUAAACCCAAGCGGGACCCUGGGGGCUAGUGGUAUUUCCACAUCUCGCUUAGGGUAUGGCUGCAUGAGCCUCAGUAGUAACCUUUACGCAGGCGCGCCUCCAGAGGAAGAGGCCAUUGUUCUGCUGCGACGGGCCUACGACCUCGGCGUUCGUUUGUUUAACACCUCCGAUCUCUACGGUCCCUAUACGAACGAAGUGCUACUGGCUCGUGCAUUUCCGCUGGAUCAGUACCCGGAUGUGGUCAUCGCAACGAAAUGGGGUGCCAUGUUUGCUCCGGGACGCGGUAUCGUUCAGGAUAACAGCCGUGAGAACUGCCGCAGGUGCUGCGAGGGCGCGCUGCAGCGGCUGCAGCGGCCCUGCAUCGACCUCUUCACCUACCGCGGACCCCCUGAUCCCACCUCGGGCGUGAGCAUCGCGGAUACCAUGGAGGAGUGCAAGUUGCUCCUAGCGGAGGGCAAGAUCCGCGGCGUGGGGCUGUCGGAGGUGUCCGCCGCGCAGAUCCGGCAGGCGGCCGCGGUGGUGCCCGUGGCGGCGGUGGAGCUGGAGUGGUCGCUGUUCACCCGGGAUGCGGAGGCUGAGAUCAUCCCCACCUGUCGUGAGCUGGGCAUCAGCAUGCUGGCCUACAGCCCGCUGGGUCGCGGACUGCUCACGGGGGCCCUACGCAGCGUGGAGCAGCUGAGCGAGGGGGACUUCAGGCGCAAGGGAAGCCCAUGGUUCGAACAAAUCGACAAGAAUCUGGUUCUUGUGGACCGACUAGCGGCGCUGGCAGCCAGCAAGGGCUGUACGGCAGGGCAGCUGGCGCUGGCGUGGGUGAUGGCGCGGGGGCCCGACGUGUUUCCCAUUCCCGGCACACGCAAGAUUGCUAACCUGGAGGAGAACCUGGGCGCCCUGUCCCUGCUGCCCGGCCUCACCGCGGGGGAGCUGGAGCAGCUGGAGCUGGCGGUGCCCGCAGAGCAGGUGUCGGGCACCCGGUACGGCCACAUGGCCAUGACGUUCCAUGGGGCUAAGAGGGCCGAGGAGCGGCAGGCGACUGCAGCAGCAGCUGCAGCUGCGGGGGGCAGCUCAGCAGGCGGAGGGAAGGCGGCGGGCGUCUAGGAGGCGCGGCCGCAGGAACACGGGACUGUAGGGCACAAAGUAGGACAUUAACGAAAAACCGCGUGCGGGGAGGGGACAUGGCCGGCAGCGGCACUAACUUUAAGAGAUGCUGGGAGCAUGUCGUACCGCGGAGAAGAGAUGAGAGCAGAGGAGGUGAGACAAGGAGGCACUGCAUGUUGCCUGCUGCAUGCUGUCUGUGGGGCGCAUGGCGCAUGUGUGAGUGUGCAUGUCUUGAGAAAAUGGGUGCGUGGCAACGUAGGCGUUCAGCAUUAAUUGAUGCGGUAGGGGUUGCUCGCGGCCCCUUGUCGCUGUGAUGAUGGCAGCAGGGCGAGGGCUUAGAUUCACUGUGGGUGCUAUGGAGAUUGCGGAUUGCGUAUUGCCUUGUCAUAAAGGCAGCAGGAGGGCAGGUGUGUGUUGCGGAUAUGCCAGGAGGCUGCGCAGAAGAACUGAGAGGAUGAGGAAUGGG
This is a messenger RNA of Astrephomene gubernaculifera, 1603 nucleotides long. Lineage: Eukaryota; Viridiplantae; Chlorophyta; Chlorophyceae; Chlamydomonadales; Astrephomenaceae. The record is from the annotation of a GenBank genome assembly.